Linnemannia hyalina is the source of this 690-nucleotide messenger RNA. Lineage: Eukaryota; Fungi; Mortierellomycota; Mortierellomycetes; Mortierellales; Mortierellaceae. The record is from the annotation of a GenBank genome assembly.
AUGCGCUCAUUCACCAAAGUCACCUCGUUCGUCGCCGCCGUCGUCGCAGCCUUGGCUGUCUUGGCUCCUUCCACCGUCCAAGCUCAGGAGGGUGUCGCUUUCUACGACAAGAGAACUUUGGCUGCCAACCCCUUCAAGGUUUCUGGAUACCAGCCUCUCAUGAUGCUGGCCGAGGGGCCUUACCCUUCUGCUGAUACCGGUCUUGAAAAGAGAGCCAUCGGGACCUGCGACCCUGGAUACAAUGUCUGCACUGCCGCUGGAGGAUACUGCUGCCAAACUGGAUCACUCUGCUCUCCUACCUCUCGUCUCUGCUGCCCCACUACAGCUCCCUAUAUCUGUGGUGGAACCGAGUGCUGCCUUUACAAGAGCUGCAACGCCGCUGGAGGCUGCGGUUGCCCUCUCACCCAAACCUCGUGCGGCGACAGCUGCUGCUCCAACGGAUGUGACAAGACCGGCCAGUUCUGUGCCUGCAAGGCCGAUACUCCCGUUGACUGUGGUGGAAUGUACUGCUGCUCCAUCGGCAUGUCGUGCAGUGCCGGAAGCAGAUGCGCCGCCACGACCACUACCUCUGGCUUUGGAAACUUCCCUACCAACAUUGGUGGAUCUCUCAGUAGUGCUGGUUCUGUCAAGCAGGCUUCUGCUCCCUUUGCCGCCGCCAUGGCUGCCGCUGCUAUCGUCUUUGGCGCAUAA